Messenger RNA from Sitodiplosis mosellana (orange wheat blossom midge), 3066 nucleotides. RefSeq names its product probable phosphoserine aminotransferase. The transcript has 7 exons. The record is from RefSeq and is a predicted model, not a curated record. Gene Ontology annotation, cellular component: cytoplasm. Bases 1867 to 2952 code for a protein of 361 amino acids. Gene Ontology annotation, molecular function: pyridoxal phosphate binding; O-phospho-L-serine:2-oxoglutarate transaminase activity. Gene Ontology annotation, biological process: L-serine biosynthetic process. Lineage: Eukaryota; Metazoa; Arthropoda; Insecta; Diptera; Cecidomyiidae.
CAGGAACAUUAUAUAGAUUAUUAAAUAAAUUAUUACUUGGUGGUUCUAGAAGAAUUCAGCUAAUUGAAAUUUACAUUCUAUUUUUAUAUUCAAUUGAAUAAAUUUUAUUUUCGAAUAUUAUUUCUACUCAGAAUCAAAGAUAAUAACAUAAGUUCCGUCUUCUCAAUGGAAAAUGUACAAAGCGAAGAUUGUUCCUAGUAUUUAUGACAAUUCCCGAAAGUAUUUUGAUAGCCUAUUAUUAAUCGAGACGUAGGUUGUAGGAUAUCCGUACGUUCAGUAUGUUUUUUAAGAAACAUUAAUAUUUAGGCUUAAUAUUUGAGAUUUGAAAAUUUAUAAGAGUGAAUGAACCAGAUGUUGCACUACACAAUACAAUAGACACUUUGAAUGCAAUCGAAUUGAAUGUCGCAUAUAGCAUCAACUCAAAAUUUGAUAUAGGUAUAGAAAUCGAAGCAAAAAAACAUGGAAAUAUAUGACGUGCUUGAAGAAAAAAAAAUCGUGCUACCUCACGAACAUGUUAUCUAGAAACGACAGGCCGGAAAAAAACAAAUCAUAAUAGAUCAUGGCAACGACAGCAUACAGCACAUUUUUCCAAGACCUCAUGUCGUUGAUAAAUGAAUAUUUAUAAUAUUAAUCGUUCGUCCAACGUUUGAUAAAGUGCUCUAAAUUGUCUGUUCGAAAUAGCCACCAGCAAAUAAACUUGUUGAUUAUUAUUGCAUUUGUCGGUGUAAAAAACGACAUUACGUAAUCGAAUCGUCGAAAAUGAAAUUCACACUGCCUAGAAUGGUUUGCGUGGAUUUGUGACUGUGUUAUCAGUCAUUUUAUACUCAAUAAAAUGAAAAUAUCAAUGUAAAAACGGUUAUCACAAACGAGAAGAAAAAAAAUCAUGGAUAGAAACAGAAUGAUAUUUCAAAAUGCAUAGCAUGGACAUUGUACACAUGCAGCGAAUACAUUUUUAAGCUAAUCAAUGGCAAAAAUAUGUAUGAAAUGAGUUGAUAAAGAACACAGCACUUGUCAACCGAUUGCCUCUUUAAUUGAGCUCAUCAAAAUGCGUUCGAGGUAUUAUACCUUAUUGAAAACUUAGUUCCAACUACGCGUUAUCGGUGGGAAGAGUAGAACUUCAAUUACAAAUAAGUAAACAACAACACUUGAUCGCUACAUUUUUUCCACUCAGUUUUUUAAUCAAGCGUUGGACAACGUUGGAAACAAUUUUCAUUCAAAAAAAACACCCCAAACAACCAAUUCAUAUAUAAAAUAUGAAAAAUUCAUUUUAUGACGCGUUUACAAAAUUAAAAGCAAAGACACACAUGAGCGGGAGCGAGUGAGAAUGUGUCCAAAUUGGCUUUAUUAUUCGUUCUGUGCGUAAACCGUCGAGUCAUACGACAAAAUAUUCAUCACAAAAACAAGUCCAAAUAAACGAGCGAAUCGAAUUGAAAAACACGACACACAACAACGACAGAGGAGCAGCAGCAGCGGUAGUGAGGCAACAGCAGCCGCAUCAGAUUACCAACAUCAAGAUAAUAAAAGAAUGCAUGUGAUAACACAAAAACGGCAAAAAGAAUUAUUAAGCCAGAGAGAGAAACAAACAGAGUGCGAGCAACGAAUAAAUCGCAACGCCCAACGCACGUCAAACGUACACAGAACAACGAAAAAACAUUCAAGACAGAGAACGAGUGCUGCGGUUGAAUAGAUGAACAGAAAAGAAAGACUAAGGCGAAAGAGACAAAGUGAAUAUAUUCCAUUGAAAGCAGCAUUCAAUAUAUCAGUUCAUUGAGUUCAAGUAACCAAACCAGAACGAAGAAACCAGCGGUGACUUGCAAAAGAAAUUUUUGUAUUUGAAACGAAAUUUUUGCCACAAACAACGUAAAAAUGGUUAUUAACUUUGGUGCUGGACCGGCUAAAUUGCCAAAAGAAGUUUUUGUUGAGGUGCAACAAGAAUUGCUCAACUAUGCAAAUACCGGUUUGAGUAUUAUGGAGAUAUCGCAUCGAGCAAAGGACUAUAUCACUUUGCAUGAUGCAACCAUGCAAUCAGUUCGGGAUAUUUUAAAUUUGCCAGACAAUUACAAAGUCAUAUUGUUGCAAGGCGGUGCAACAGGUCAAUUUGCUGGCGUUCCCCUGAAUUUGAUUGGUCGUACCGGCACUGCCGAUUAUAUUGUUACAGGUGGCUGGUCGUCAAAGGCAGCAAAAGAAGCAGCCAAAUACGGUAAAGUUAAUUUGGUGUUGCCAAAAGUCAGCAAACACACAACCAUUCCCGAUCAAUCCACGUGGAACUUAGAUCCGAAUGCAUCGUACGUAUACUACUGCGACAAUGAAACUGCUGACGGCGUCGAAUUCCCAUUCAUUCCAGAAACAAAUGGCGUGCCAUUGGUUGUUGAUAUGUCAUCAAACAUCUUCUCAAGAACAUUCGAUAUCACUAAGUUCGGUAUUGUUUACGCCGGUGCACAAAAGAACUUCGGUCCAGCAGGCAUAACACUUGUUAUCGUGCGUGAAGAUCUCAUGAACCAUGCAUUGCCAAUUACACCUGCAAUUUUGAACUACAAAGACAACUUCGCUGCUGAUUCCGAAUACAAUACACCACCAACAUUCAUUAUUUACGUUGUUGGCAAAGUAUUAAACUGGAUCAAAAAAUCCGGUGGCAUCAAAGCAAUGGCUGACAAUUCACAAAAGAAAUCGCAACUGGUGUACGAUCGCAUCGAUAAUUCGGGUGGAUUUUAUAGUUGUCCAAUUGAAAAGCCAUAUCGAAGCCGAAUGAAUGUUGUUUUCCGUAUUGGAGGUGGUGAUGAGGCUUUGGAAGCGGAAUUCUUGAAAGGUGCCCAAGAAUUGAAGAUGACCCAACUGAAGGGACAUCGAUCAGUCGGUGGUAUUCGUGCAUCUCUUUACAAUGCCGUCACACUCGAUGACACCGAAACUCUCGUUAAGCACAUGGACGCAUUUUUGGCCAAGCACAAACAAUAAACGAAAUCCAUUUGUUUUUUUUCCGGUUGAAUUUAUAAAUUCAAUUUAUUUUUCUAUAAUAUGAUUGCCAUUGGCCAUCGAAAGCUAUCAAUAAAGUAAAUAAUCUCGAUAAAA